AUGUAGGUAUUCUAUGAAAAAUUUUAAAAAUAGUCUAGAUAAAAACAGUUGUUUUUAAAUUUUUCUAUUAGUGUUUUUUUUUGUAUUUUUUUGUAAACGUGAUUUUUAUUUCAUAAUAAUGCAAAGCACUAAAAGCGCGAUAACUUCCUUCAUACGUUUUCUAUUUUUCAAAAAUUUGUCAAAAAAUCCAAAAAUGAACUUUGGUAUUAAAAAUGUUGCAUCGCUUUCCAUCUAGCUUGGUUUCGUUUAAAUAGGAGAGUAUUCAUUUGAAAAGUUCCUUUGUUGGGCCCUAGUCUCAAAUUCUCGAUGAGCUGGAAAAAUUCAUUUGAAUUGCAUUGUUACCUUAAAACUCAAGAAAUUUGGGGAAAACAAUUUUUUGUAGUCCAAUCACUCCUAUUAAUCAAAAUUGAGGACGACAGCAGCCCAUCUUGUAAAUUUUGGAAGCUCGACUGCUUGAUCCUAGUUUCAAAAAGAAGUGGAUGAAUUAGAUGAUGAUCACUCUAAUAGGAUAAAUAAUUAGGUAGGUAGGUAGUAGGCCCAAUGACCCAUCUUAAGAUUUUGAGCUUCAUUUUCACACAGAAUUAUUUAUUACGUUCUCGAGAGUCGAUACCAUCUAACCGAUUGUGGAAUAAAUCAUAUUAUGCUUCCUACAUUAAAUUCAAGUUCCUGUUGAAGUACCUUAUCAGUUAUAAAGAUUUGUUUCCUUAUCGCGGUUGCAGUUGUAUGAUGUUAGCGCCCUGAUUUUGUUAAUCCAUCUAAGUAUUUUCUUAUCCAGUCGGUAGACAUAGGGGUCUUUCCUAUCGGUCUUCACUAUAGUCGAUGUGCUGAGUAAAUGGUUUUUUUUUUUUUUUUUUACCACCAUGCCGUGUUCGUGUUUCUUUGAAAAGAUAACACAAAUGUUAAAAAAUCGAUUUCUAUUGUGCUACAAAGUUGAAUUAACGAUAAAUAAGUAAUAUCAAUAUACAAUACGUGAAGAAAAAUUUGAUAUUUUGUUUUUGAUUUAGAAAACACAGCAACUUAAAAAGAGCUUACCUAGCCUGAUAUAACAUAAGCAGCGACAGAAGUUAUUAUGCAAUUACGCAGUAUCAUUUUUUGAAAAGAAUAUGCAUCAUUUUCACGUCAGCAUAUUAUUAUAUGUACUUAAUAGAAAUUUGGAGCAUUUCUCAUGAUGAAAUCUAAUGCUUAGUUGUAUAACUCCAGUUCGUCAGUUCAUUUCACUCGUAUUUCUUUGCGUGAGUUUAUUUUAUGUGAUCUUAAUGUGGUUUGAUAUGUAAUUGAAAACAUUGUGCCUACCUAACCUUUUAUUUACCUAUCUACCUACCUUUAUUUCUACACAUUUCUUGAAAUGGAUACACCAGCUCAUCCCAUAUCAAUAUUCGAUGAAGAUGCGGUUUCCGAAAAACUGAGACAGAUUCCGGAAGAGAUAAAAAAUCGUAAUGUUGUAAUUAUUUCAAUAGCAGGUGCCUUCCGUUUGGGCAAAUCAUUCAUCUUGAAUUUUCUCAUUCGAUACAUGAAAUAUUUGUGCACUCCUGAAGAUGAAAAACCGAGUAGUACUUGGUUGGGAGAUGACGAAAGUCCGUUGAAAGGGUUCUCGUGGAGACCUGGAUCAGAAAGGGAUACGAUUGGAAUUUUAAUGUGGAGUGAAAUAUUCCCAAUGACGUUACCAAAUGGAGAGGAAGUGGCAGUAAUUUUUCUAGAUACGCAAGGAACGUUUGAUAACGAUACUACGGUUAAUGAAUGCGCAAAAAUAUUCGCUUUGAGUACAAUGUUGUGCUCAGUGCAAGUGUAUAACCUGUCUAAAAAAAUCAAAGAAGAUGACCUACAAUAUUUACAGCUAUUUGCCGAAUAUGGACGUUUAGCAGCAGAAAGCACCGCCAAUAAAACGCUUCAGAAUAAGCUACAAUUUCUCGUAAGAGAUUGGAGCCACCCAUAUGACUUCGAGUAUGGAUCGGCGGGGGGCCAAAAAUACGUCGAUAAAAUAUUAAAAACCUCGGGCAAACCACCGGGACUAGUAUCGUUGAGAAACAAUAUUAAAUCUUCAUUCGACGACAUUAAAUGUUUCCUCAUGCCUUAUCCUGGAGUUCAGGUUGACACGAAUCCUGCAUUUAAUGGAAAGUUAUCAGACAUGGAAACCAACUUCAAAGACAGCUUAGAAGAUUUUGUUACGGAACUUUUAUCGCCACAAAAUAUGAUUUUGAAAGAAAUCAAUUCCGUAAAAAUCAACGUUAACCAAUGGUUUAUGUUCUUAAAACGGUACAUCAAUGAGUUCAGCCAUGAUUCUCUGCCUGAACCCAAAUCAUUAUUCGAAGCAACUGCAGACGCAAAUAACCUGGAAGCGGUGACUGCCAGUGUAGAAAUGUAUUACAAUUCGAUGAAACAAGCUUUCGAAUGUUCUGAACCGUUUUUAACCUCUGAAGAAUUUGAUAAUCAUCACAGAAAAUUCAAAGCGUUGGCAAUUGAGCAGUUUAGAGAAAAACGCAAAAUGGGAACUGAGGAAUUCUGCGAAUCGCAUAGACGCAAAUUGGAAGAAAACAUUCGUUCAAGAUCCGAGCAAUUAAAACUUUCAAAUCAAUAUAAAAAAGAAACAUGCAUGCUCAACAAUGCAGUAAAAGGGAAGGAGAUUUACAACGAGCUGACGUCGCUGUUAGAAAACACCAAACCGUAUUUAAGCGGUCGCCAGUUCAAAAACGAACAUGAAAGAUUUGAGAAAAAAGCCUUGGACUUUUUCGAUGCUCAAUGUGAAAACAACGUGGAUGAAUUAAGCAAAAGACACCGAAUGAAAUUGCAAGAGCAAAUUGACACUGAAAGGUUUCGAUUAAUGACUUUGAAUAAACAUAAAGCUAAAGCCCAUAACUAUUCGGCAAUGGUAGCAGCCAACAAAACCUACUACAAGGAGAUGCUCGACGUUAUAGAGAGUUCCGAAUCAUAUCGCACCUUCGAGCAAUUGAAGGAGGAGCAUAUAAAACAUAAGGCCGCUGCCUUGCAAGAAUUCAGUGAUAAAUGUGUUGAUGAUGAAGAUGAGUUGUCUAAAAAAUACAAGAAAGAUUUGCAGAAGGAGAUGGACGAUGCUUUUAAUGAUUUCAAAACAUUGAAUAAGAAUAAAAAGAUAUCGAAUAUCGCUGCUCGUAACAUCGAAUCAAAAUGUGAGAAUACCGAAGUCACUCCAUAUGAAAUGGAAAAAACGCAUUUGAAAUGCACUUCGCCAGCUAAAUAUGAGCCUCAUGAAACUCAAUUAAAUCAGAACAACAACAUGGAUAGUAAUUGGUUGAAAAUUUGCAAUCGCACACUUUCAUAUAGAAUAGAUGUUAGGAGACGUUUCCAGGACUUCAGUAUUUCCGACAGUGAAAUGGAUUGCAAUCAGUUGAAAACUUACAAUCGCCCACUUCAAAAUGGAAUGGACGUUAGGAGAUGUUUCCGUAAUGAUUUCGGUGUAUUGGACAACGAAAUGGAUCGUAAUUCGUUCCAAAUUCGCGAUCGCCCUUUUCAAAAUGGAAUGGAUGUUAGGAGACGUGUCCGUGACUUCGGCGUUUCCGUAUGUGCUGUCUUAAGUGAAACGUUUGUAGGAAGCCCCGUAGGCCCCUUAUUCAAUGCUAUGCGCGAUGGCUUUUUGGCCAACACUUCAGCGUUUGAUCGAUGCAUUGAUGAAUAGAUAUUUUCACUUGUCUUUAACAAUUAUUACUUAUUAGUUAUUGGUAUUGUUAUUUAGGAAGGAAGUGAAUAAAAGUACUUUCUCGCA
This is a messenger RNA of Planococcus citri (citrus mealybug), 3736 nucleotides long. RefSeq names its product atlastin-like. Gene Ontology annotation, biological process: protein homooligomerization; endoplasmic reticulum organization. The coding region runs from base 1346 to 3649 and encodes 767 amino acids. The record is from RefSeq and is a predicted model, not a curated record. Lineage: Eukaryota; Metazoa; Arthropoda; Insecta; Hemiptera; Pseudococcidae. The transcript is spliced from 14 exons. Gene Ontology annotation, molecular function: GTP binding; GTPase activity.